Messenger RNA from Babesia sp. Xinjiang, 1371 nucleotides. RefSeq lists its product as uncharacterized. The coding region runs from base 1 to 1371 and encodes 456 amino acids. The transcript is spliced from 6 exons. The record is from RefSeq and is a predicted model, not a curated record. Lineage: Eukaryota; Apicomplexa; Aconoidasida; Piroplasmida; Babesiidae.
AUGGAUGAAACACCAAUAGACAUAUGGACAUACGGGAGGACCGAGGUAACUAGAAUACGGAAUAUGAAACAACAAAACACAAAUCAAACAUAUAUACUCAAUGCAUGGGAUGAUAUCAGGACAAAGCGACAAGAGAAACAUGGAAAUAUAUACAGGGAAAUGACACUAGGUCUUGCCAUGCAUAUUUUCAUGGAAGAAAAAGAACAAUCAGUCACACCGGAUACUAAAUCCAAUAUCGCAUCAUUUCUUGGACUGCUAACUAAACAACCUCCAGAAGAAGACACAUCUACAGAAACGGGAGAUACCAUGCUAUGGGCCCAAUGUCAUCUCACAUUAGAUGAUAUAUGCGACGAGAAUGAGACAUUUGAGCCGUAUAUGAACUUAUUGUGCGAAGAUAAAAAAGAAGCACCAGGGAAUGAAAGUGACAAUACAGCACCAAAUCUAGGCGACGUAGCACCUACAAGUUACUACGUCCAUGUAUUGAACAAUAUAGACAAGAAUAUAAUUAAAAGAAUGGCUGCGGAUUUCGUGAGAGCAACGAUGAUAACAUACACCAACGAAGCACAAAAAACUAUUGAACAAAUAUUGUGGAACAGAGAAUGCUUAUUGGUCAAUGAAAUCGACGAAAUGUUUUACGAUAUAACGGAAAUCGGGGGAAAGAUACAACAGGGUAUCAAGAAAAUGAUUGUACUCAUUAUGAACGCCUUCUACAACCUUGCUACUGUCGCACUAGAUCAUAUGAAAUUAAUCACAAACGAAAUUAGAACAGAAACUGUAGAAAAUGUCUGGGAAAUGAUCGAACAGUGGGAAAUACAACUCAAUAUAUUCAUCAUGCAUAACAAAUAUAAGCUUACGGAUAUCAUGGAGCCCCUUCAUUACGAUUUGAUUUCGGAAACUAUACAAAAAUACAAAGAUGCGCUUCCAAAAGACGAACAUAGGCAUACAACUGUUAACGAUCCCGACGGGCUUCAUGCCCAAAGAGUACAUCUCACACUCUAUAUAGAAACAGACCUCGGAUGUGAAAAGGUUCUUUGCAAAUAUGGGACGCUAUCCACCAAAAGGUGGUUCGCUGAAAGAGAAAAUGAAUACUUCCACCCCGAAAAGUUAGGUGAUGAGGAUAAUGCUGAUACUGAUACUACUGAUGAUGAGGCUAGUAUUGCUGUUGCUGAUGCCGAUAGUACUGAUACAGAUAGUACUGAUACAGAUAGUACUGAUGCUGAUAGCGCUGGUCAUGGCAAUGCUGAUGAUGAGGCUAGUAUUGCUGUUGCGGAUGCUGAUGCUGUUACUGAUAGUGCUGAUGUUACUGAUCCGCAUCAUGUUGAUGAUAAUGAUAGCAAGAGUGAUGAUUACUACGACACUCUCGUUGACUAA